Molecule: messenger RNA, 9255 nt
Organism: Spodoptera frugiperda (fall armyworm)
Lineage: Eukaryota; Metazoa; Arthropoda; Insecta; Lepidoptera; Noctuidae
Exons: 15
Coding region: 410-5020 (1536 amino acids)
Biological process (GO): synaptic transmission, glutamatergic; ionotropic glutamate receptor signaling pathway; modulation of chemical synaptic transmission
Cellular component (GO): postsynaptic membrane; plasma membrane
Molecular function (GO): NMDA glutamate receptor activity; transmitter-gated monoatomic ion channel activity involved in regulation of postsynaptic membrane potential
Source: RefSeq, a predicted model, not a curated record
CUCGCCCGCCACUUCUCGGGCGGCGUGCGACACCUGCACCCGCUCGUCCGCCCACCACAACUUUCGCCUACCCGCGCCGAUGCAAUAAAAUAAACUUUCCGUUAAAAGUGCGUGAGGGAUUUUAUCGGACUUGAACUUAAAUUAUUUUUCAGUGACAUUUUCGCUACUUCUGUGUUUUGUUAACAAGUUCGGAUGUUAAAAGUUCAGAUACGCAAAUGAGCCGAGUACCAGGAAUUGCAAAACAGAGAAUUAUUAAAUUUCAUCAUGAUUUACCGUCCAUAGUUCUGUGCUAUAAACAGUAACAUUUUGUUGAAGUGUAUCUGAAGUAACUGAAGUGACUGUUGUAAAUAAAGUGCAGUAAAUGUUGGGGCGGGAGAGUCUGUGUGGUGGGAGGGCACGUUGAGCGUGGAUGGUGUUGGUCGGGCGUCGGGUAUGGCGGCGCGGUGCGGGGGGGGGCGGGGCGCGGGCGACGGUGAGGCCGGGGCGCGGGUGCGCGAUGCGCGGACGCCGGUGGGCGGCGGCGGCGUGCGCGGCGUGGUAUGCGUGGUGCACGUGCGCGGUGCUCGCGGCGACGAGCGCGGGCCGCGAGCUACGGGUCCUGCAAGCGGACGCGCGCACCGCGUUUUACGUGGGCAUCGCCGCGCCGCCCUCGGCCGCCGACGUCGUGCGAGUGUUCAACCGCUCGCUCGCCGACAUCUCUCACACGUACCUGGCCGGCGACUACCCACUCCAUCUGCGCAACAUCUCGCUGCUGCCGCUGUACAUCGAGCUGCCAGAAGAUGAAAAGUUCGGUGUUCGGGUGCUCGAGCGCACAUGCUCGGCGCUCGACGGGCGGCGCGUGGCGGCUCUGCUUGUGUGCGGCGGCGGCAGCGCGGCCGCGGCGGUGGUGACGGCGGCCGCCCGCGCAGGCGUCCCCGUGCUGCGCGCCUCGCCCUCUCACGUGCACCUCUCCUACACCAUCGCCAACGAAUUGCUUCCACUAGAGAUUCGUCUGGAAAUCACUGCUCGGGAAACUUUACACGCACUCAGAGCCACACUGCUGCACACCCACUGGCACUCCUUCACUUUGCUAGCAGAGGAAGAUAUUUACACCACGCUAUCUCUACGGAAAGACUUGUCUUCAAUAGUAACUGCUCCGCCUUUAGAUCCAAAGUGGUUAUCGCUUCCAAAAAAGUUCUCGCGUCAUGUUCUUUUCAGGCGGCUAGCUGAGAUAUCAAGGCUGACCCGAGGCGUCGUUGUCUUGAUAUGUGAUGUCAAUUACGCUAAGCUCGUUAUGGAUGAGGCCAAGCGUCUUAACAUGCUCGAAGGAAACUUUUUCUGGCUUUGGCUAGAUGCUUCAAAAGAUGUUGAUAUCUUUCACAAUAUAAGCAACAGAACCCUUUAUAACGAAGAUAACGAUCAGGAUGUUGAAAGCUUAAGGGAUAAUGAUGAAGCACUAGUAUACGAACGCUUUGACCGCAGCAAACGAGGCGAUGCUGACAAUAAUACGAUAGAAGAUCAAAAAAGCCCCGACACUUUGAUGAAAAUUGAGAAAGUUGUAGAUGAAGAUUUUAUCGAUGAUGAAUUUUAUGUAAAAAAUAGUUCUAUAAAUUCAAAAGUUCGUCGUAAUAUUAAUAUUUCUGAUACACACAGUGUAAACAAGAAAUUAUUAUAUGUAAAUUUUAGUCAAUCGUAUAGUAGUAAUCGCAAUAUUAGUUCGGGAAGUAUGAGAAAUUAUAAUGUAAAUAACAAAGGCGUUGAAACUUCUAAAAUCGAAAACAAUUCAAUUGCGAAGGGAAUGCCCUUUCAUAAUAGAAAUAAUAGUAGGCGUAAUAGUUAUAGAGAAAUGAAAAAUGAAUCUUUUAAUAAAUAUGUAAAUAGCAUAGAUGUAGAUGAUGUGAAUGUAGCUAAACAUGUAAUGUUGGGUCAAGAUGAUAGUACUAGCAAUGAUGAUAUUAGAGAAAUAAAUGAUAGCAUAGGUUUAUCAAGUGAUAUUAGAGAUUUCUUAAUGAAUCCCAAGGUGCAUGCGUCUUCUGUGCAUAAUUUUAAAGACAAGAAAACUGAAAAAAGAAGUCACAAACACUUUAAGAACGAGGAAGUAAUAGACAAAGAAAGAGAAAAUAUUAAAGAAAACAUAACUGUGAUCUUCAAGAGCCUUCCUAUCGGACUACUGGCUUUACAUCCACAACCAGUGAAAAUAGAUCGGGCGUUUAUACGUGCAGCAGUGCGAAUGACAGUCGGUGCACUGCGGCGCGUGCUCCAUGCUUGUGACGCGUGGUCUGCCCAAGCGCAGUUCUUGAGUGAUGCCACCGCGUCCUGCUGGGAGGAACCCAGCGAUGCUGCUGCUGACUUCUCUACUGAAUUUGUGAGAGAGACACGAAUAUCUUCAGCGGCGGCACUCGCCGGAGGCACGGAGCGACCAGAGCGAUCAUUGACAGCUUCAUUUGCUCUUUUGAAUUUAGUAUCAGGUCACGACGGAGAAAACACGUGGAGACAAGUGGGCCACGUACUCGGUCGCAGUGUAAGACUCCACACCAUCGUAUGGCCAGGAGGGAAGCUUGUAGCUCACGGACAAUCCGAUGGUGCCCGCACUAUAUUCCGCAUCGUCACAGCAUUAGCUCCCCCUUUUGUUAUGGAAGGUGAGCUCGAUGAAGACGGCCAAUGCCUCCGGGGCCUUCUAUGUCACCGGCCACAAACGUCCGACCGAGAUAACCUAACCCUUGCGUUCAAUGAAUUGGAAAGGGAAAGCGAUCAAGAUGAUUUUUUCUUCCCCACGUCAAAGCCCGUACUCACCAAAAUGGAAACGCAUUGUUGUUACGGACUUGCAAUGGAUCUUUUAGAGAACAUAGCUCAGGAACUAGAAUUUGAUUUUCAUUUAUAUAUUGUAGAAGACGGAUUAUAUGGAUCCAGAAAACUUAUCAAACCGUUCCAUCGAAUAUUUGAAUAUAAAACGGUAGCGAGCGAGUACGCCCCAAUAAAUUACCAAAGUUACCGUUCACAAUACCGUAACGGUUACAAAUCACUAGAGGAAGAUACGGAAGAAACGCCAUAUCUGUUUGAUAUUGAGCCAGAUGAAAGUGUUGAAAAAUGGAAUGGCAUUAUUGGAGAUUUAGUGUCCGGAGCCGCGCAUAUGUCGUUUGCAGCUCUCAGCGUAUCAGCAGCUAGAGCAGAAGUCAUUGACUACAGCCAACCAUACUUUUUUAGCGGAGUGUCAAUACUAGCUGCUCCUAAUCAGCGACCCGACAUACCACUACUUGCAUUUCUUCUACCAUUUUCACCAGAGCUGUGGAUCGCUAUAUUUACAUCUUUAAAUGUAACAGCGAUAGCUGUAGCCAUUUACGAAUGGCUUUCUCCUUUUGGUUUAAACCCUUGGGGCCGACAAAGAUCAAAGAACUUCAGUAUUUCCAGUGCUCUGUGGGUAAUGUGGGGACUAUUAUGUGGACAUUUAGUAGCAUUCAAAGCCCCAAAGAGUUGGCCUAAUAAGUUUCUGAUAAACGUUUGGGGAGGUUUUUCUGUGAUAUUCGUUGCCAGUUACACUGCCAAUAUAGCCGCUCUGAUUGCUGGACUGUUUUUUCAUAAUGCGGUCGAUGAUUACCAAGGUCGAAGUAACUGGCUGUCUUUGCGAGUGGGGACGGCCAGGUCGUCGGUGUCUGAGUACUACGUUCAAAGAAAUAAUCCGCAGCUGGCGCAACAAAUGCGUCGUUACGCCCUUCAAGACGUUGAAGAAGGCAUUCAUAGACUCAGGAAUGGUACAUUGGACUUAUUAAUAGCUGACUCUCCUGUCUUGGACUAUUAUCGAGCCACCGACCAUGGCUGUAAGCUACAACGCAUCGGUGAUCAUCCUCUCGCUGAAGAUGCGUAUGCUAUUGGAAUGGCAAAAGGAUUUCCUUUAAAGGAUAGUAUAUCAGCUGUGAUAGCUAAAUAUUCAUCGAACGGUUACAUGGACAUUCUAACUGAGAAGUGGUACGGUGGCUUGCCUUGUUUCAAACUCAGCCCAGACUAUGGAAUCCAACCAAAGCCACUCGGUGUGGCAGCUGUUGCGGGGGUAUUCAUUCUACUGGGAGUUGGCAUGAUCGUGGGCUGUCUUAUAUUGAUCCUCGAACAUUUGUUUUAUAAAUAUACCCUACCCGUACUCCGACAUCAACCCAAAGGAACAAUUUGGAGAAGCAGGAAUAUUAUGUUUUUUAGUCAGAAACUGUACAGAUUCAUAAACUGCGUGGAGUUGGUAUCACCUCAUCAUGCCGCCCGAGAACUCGUUAAUACCAUACGCCAGGGACAUUUUACUUCACUUUUCCAGAAAAGUGUCAAAAGGAAGGAACACGAACAGCGUAGACGUCGAAAAAGUAAAGCACAACUCUAUGAAAUGAUUCAAGCGAUACGAAGGGUGCAGCAACGUGAUCACUCGUUAGGUUCUAUUAAAGAACAGGAGCCAGUAGAAACCGAAACUGAAGCAUCAGAAGAAGUAACAGAGUGUAAGUUCCUGUCUCCGUCCCCUGAUGUAUCUAAUCGUUCGCCUCGACAAAGCCGAUCACCUCGACAAUUGCGAUCACCGAGAGGUCGAAGAAAAAGAUGUAGUUUAGCAGGACUCAACGUACGGCGGUUUAGUACUGACUCGGUCUUGAAUACAGAAUCAGUAUCUAAUAUUUAUGAACGCACAAGUCAUAACAUAGGAAGGAGAUUAAGUCGAGAUGUCCUAAACAGCUCUCCACCAGACAUAAAUACUCGCCUUCGAACACCUUCACCAAUGGUUCGGCGCGCAGAAGGAUCCUCCACUCGAUCUUAUCAAGAUGUUUCAAGCACAGACUGUCACACUCCACAAGCUAGCGUAGAGAUUCUAGUAUCUCAAGAUGAUUCGGACUUGCCACCCGCUCCCCCGUACCCUAGAGUACCUCCGAUGGGGGCCAGGUCAGAAUUAUCACUACUAUCAGAAGAGGAACUGAUAAGAUUGUGGCGUAGUUCAGAGCGAGAAGUGAGAGAAGCGUUGUUGGGAGCUCUUCAGGAAAGAAGGGCUAAUUUAGAUCCUAAACAAGAUCCAGGAUGAACGAAAGGCUGUAAUCCGCAUUUGGAAAGGAAUAGGUUUGUGCAGAAUCACUUUUCAUCUCUCAUUGCCGCUCGGCGAGGGAGCGAUAAGGAGUAUCGACCAGAAUACGCCCGUAGUGGUUGAGUUAGUGCCUUUUUUACAUUGUUUGAUGCGGACACGUCUCACAGGCGUUAGUUAGUGAAUCGGUGUUCAUUUCAGUGUCUUGAUAUUAUUAUUACAUUUGGAAGGCUGCCUUACUUUACAUUUAAUUGCUUCUUCAAUAUUUCAUCUGCGUCAAACAAUUUAAAUAAUGGUACUCGGUAAGUAAGUAAGUUACGGAGAUGUUGACGUCCAGUAAAUUGAUAUAAGCUUUUAUUAGACGUAUUAUUAUGUACGAAAUACAUUUGUAGAAUUGGUAUAAUGAUCGUAAACGUUAUAUUAUGAUAUGUGAAUGAAUAUUAAAUAGCUACGACCAGAUAUUUUAAAGUGCUUUAACCUAUAGUCUAGAUCGUGAUAGAUAUUUCAUUCGAGACAUUUAUUAUUAUUCUUAGUGAAAACUUAGAGUUACAAAAUGUAAAGCAUUUCAAAUAUCAAAUUGUGUCGACGUAACGGAAUUUUAUUCAUUGGAAAUGUAAUCUCUGGGCGUUGAAUGGAAUAACAUUGCUAGAAUAUAAAACCAAUUAGAAAAUGAAUGAACGUUCCUAAUUUUACUGUAGCAUAUUUAUUAAACAAGACAAUGAUGGAAUUCAAAGCAAAUGAGACUUUAUUAUUUUACAUGUAUUUGUAAAAGAAAGGAAAAAGAUUUUAUGAAGCAAAUAGAGCCGCGCCGGAGUAAUAAAAGCAAAUUAAUUCUGUAAGGGGACGCCAAGGAACCGGUAAUGUUUGAUAGACGUAUAGUAGUAUGGUCUGAAAGUAACUACCUAUAACAUAAUACAAAUAGAAUUGCGACUUCUGAUCGGAAUUUCUCCGUUCAUACGGCCUGACGGGUGUAUAAAAAUAAGGUUAUCCUUGUAAAUAUCUUUGAAUUUUAUAUAUUUUUCUGGUUCUGAUUUCCCGCUGUAAUUCGAUUGGAUCGGAUUUUUUUAUCCAUUUCCUAGCCACAUAGGUAACGUAAUGCAUUAAAUGAGUUUGAUAAAUGAUUAUUGCGCAUUAGCAUCGUCCCUUAAGAACCGUUACUUUACGAACAAGUUUUGUAAAGCGAUUGAGGAAAAUAGGCGAUGCGAACGAUGUGGGUAACCAUAAUCGUGGCCAAGUGGGGCUUUGCGGUUUCCUUGUACCCUGUUUAAAUACUGUCUAAUUUGUUUAAAGCAUCCCCUUUACGUAAUCAAUGUUAACGAUAUCUUACUCUAUAAAUUAAUUAGUAAUGAAACUAUAUUUUAUAGUUAGGAUAUUAAUGAAAUGAAUGAAACUGCCAAACAUCGGAUUAGGUGUUAAUGUUAGAGUUCACUUCUUCCUAGAUUUGCACCCUCGUAGCCUUUAGUUUAGAUUUUUCUCUCUAUUAUAUCCACACAUAUUGCAUAUGUGUAUUAUAUUUAUCCUAUCCUUUUAACUUCUAUCUUUCAUUAAUAUUCCCUAAUUGGUAAGUCUAACAAAUUAUACUGAAGAAAAUUAAGCAAUAUUUUCCGAAUAGAUUUUUAUACAUACUCUAGGGUAAUGUUAUGUUUAUGAUUCUUUUGUUACUCUACUUUAAAUUUGGUCUAAGUUACAUAAAUCUAAAAAAACGUAAUAGCUGAAUAUAAAAUUAAUGCAUCGUUCGUAUAAAAUCCAGUUUUAUAAAAUUUUGGCAUUAUAUUUUAAUUAUUUAAUGGCUUUACAUUUUUUUUUAUACAAAUUCUCAUCACUAUUUCAAAAUUGUUUAGUGAAAUUAUGUUUUUAAAUGACAAAAUUAUUCAUUUUAAUUUGUGUCACUUUAGAACGAGCACAUUUUCUCACUGACUGAUGGACAGACUAUCAAAAGUGUUCUUUAUUUCUUUAUUUGUUGACAUUUCAAAAGUACCAAUUUGUGGUUUAAUUGGAAUAAAUGAUUUGACUUUGACUUUGUCAUUAUCAUAAUUAAUUUACAAACCCAUAAUUGCAUACUACUAUUAAUAUUUCAUUAAAAACAAAUUAACAACGUACAUAAUAAAUUUUCCAAACCAUAUUUUUGCUAUAAUGAUUAUAAAAUUGUCAUACCAAUAUCCCUACAUUUUCCCAUUUUCAACUUAUUACUUGUACUUUAUUAUAAAACGAAUGCCACCUAUUUUUUAGCUUUUUAUGUUGCUUAAAUACUUAUUCUCCCUACUUCUGUAUCGUUCGGCAAAACAACGAAACUAUACUUUGCAGAUCCUCUACCACCUACUUAUCCCAAUUUCGGACCAACAUAAAAUUCUUUGAAAUAAAUUAAUGGAUUAUAAAUCUAUUGGAUGUGAGUCAUCUAGUGAUAUAUAAAGUCUUAUGCAUUUCUCUUUCUAAAUGGUAGGUAAUGUAAUGUAAAACUAACAAUAUAACAUUGAUUUUAAGUAGUAUACAUUACUAUUGGUAUUUUGUAAAAAGUCGAAAGGGCAUGCUCUAUCAAAUUAUUUAAUUAGGUACAAGAAACAUUGUAAAAGCAAGUUUAUAUUUAGCGGAUUCUAGAAUUAUAUGGAAUACAUAAUUUUCGUGUUCAAUAAUGUCCCUUAUUUGAAAAAUAUACGGUUUUAUGGCUUAAAAUUAAAUUUAAUUGCGGAAAAAAGAUAACAAACAUCAGCAUAUUAUUAACAGUUUUAUGGGAAUCAUUAGGAAGGUAUUAGAUGUGGAAUCCAUUAUUUAUUUGUCGUGUUUAUUACAACAUUAGGCACGGUCCUAUAAUGUAGGAUCGUUAAAGAUAAUUAGAUAGAUACAAAUUGAAUACAUCUUGUUUUAAAUAUGUAUGCUUAUUCUACGAAGGUUUUAACCAAUGUUAAGUAAACGUUUGUAUGUAAGAUGGUGACUGACUUGGGCUAUAUACGAAUAAAUACUGAAUAUCAAUAGAAAAAAUACAUAGAUAUAAGAUGAUUUUAGCAAGCCCGUUGGACCUAAACAAGUAUUUUUACUACUAAAUUCUAGACUAGGUAUUCACGGUACAUUUCUUGGUAAGCUUCAUGACAUGACGUACACGUCACACGUCAGACACGGCUGUGAUGCCAUGUAACAUCAUUGUGUAACAUCAGCACUCUGACGUCAAACGUGUUGACGUUGACGGGUGUUUGACGAGAGUUUCACUUGCACUGCACUUGUUACAUGGGAUUGAACUCAAAUGCAAAUAACGAAAUAUUUGUAGGUUAUGUGUUUCGUUUUUAUGAAUGUUUCUAUGGAUUUCUGGAAUUACAUUGACAGUAGUCUUUAUUAAAGUAUAAGCAAUAAUGCUCAGCGUAUCUCGGGAUAAGCAUGAUUUUCUUGGAAGCCGCUACCAAUUUAAUCAAAACAAAGCCAAAGAAUGGGAAAAAGUAACGGUUCCAUUUUCCUCGUUCGUAAAGCGGGAGACAAAAUGAAUGAUAAUAUUUAUCAUAAAUAUCACCACUAUUAUUGUCUGAAAUUACUACAAUACGAAACUGAGAAAAAACCCAACAAAAUGUAUUGUUUUACUGGUAGCUCCAGGGAAUUCAGUUAUCCAUAUAAAAUCGAGUUGCGUCGUGAAAUAAUAUCACAAUCCGAGUAUAAAGAACUGUGGGGAGGUAUCCGGGUGAUUUUCAAUUUAAAUCCAGUUAUUUCCAGUUAUGGCUAGAAAGCUGGGGUCGAACCAAUUAAAUAACCGAGUCGGUCACCACCUUUAGAUUUUAUCUGUUCUAAUUAUAAAAAUGAAACGCCAAUGUAAUAAGAAGAAAUUAAAUUGAAUAGUUAUUCAAUAUUUUAUCUGUAAAUUAUUGUAAAUAUAUGAAUGACUUAAUAGAUAUUAAAAUUAUAAUAUUAAUGUGUACUUUGGGCAUAUAUUCGUUAAUAGGACAGUGAUAUAAAGUAUUGAAAAUAAUGGAAAUCUGUAUGAAAAAAUAUAAAACUGUAUGAAAUUAUUGAACAAUUUUUGCUCAUGCGUAAUCUAUUACUGUGUGAUUAUAUUCAACUGUUAGGAAUUGAUAAAUAAAGUGUAGUAAGUGCAUAAUUUGUGUAGAUGUGAAUAAUUAUAAAAUAUUAUGUUCUUUAUGAGCGGGUUUAUAAAUCUUUGAAGUAUGUUGGUAGGGUAUAAGAGAAUGAUUACUGUCCUAUUAAUACAUAAAAAGAUGAUUAUAUACUUAGUUGAGAAAAAUAAAAUAUUUGUGCCAACA